AUGAGGUUCCACGAAUGCUCCAAGGCUGAAGAGGAGGCCCCGGCCACACAAACUCCCAACGAGGCCACCGCUCACGAAGGCCAAGCUCAGGGGAAAGCUCCAAAACGAGGCGAAACCCUUAAGACAGCCGCACACCGGAAGCCGAGCAGGCAGCUGACAGGGCCUACUGUGGGCCGGGGCGCCCAGCCAGCAUUGGGAGGCGGGACCCACGUGAAAGAGCGCAGAGUUUUGGAAACUGCAAAGCCAACUGCUUGUCAUUUUUGCACUGCUGACAACAGCAAGGUCUCCUAUAAAGAACUCAAAGGCUUGCUGGAAUCCAAGUCUGUUUUCCUCAUUGAUGUCAGGGAGAAAUGGGAAAUUGCAGAAUAUGGACAAAUCCCUGGGUCCAUCAGCAUUCCAUUGGGUGAGAUCGUGGAAGCUUUGCAGAUGAACCCGCAACAUUUCAAAGAGAGAUACAGCCAUGAUAUGCCUUCUAAAGCCGACUGUUUAGUCUUUUCCUGUUUGGCCGGAGUAAGAAGCAACCAAGCUCUAAUUUCUGCAAAGACUCUGGGUUUUAGCAGGGCUCAGCAUUAUGCUGGUGGUUUCAAAGGGUGGACAGAAUAUGAAUCUUCAGAAAAGAAGUGACUUUUGCAAUAAAGUAUUCCACAUCCUGAAAACUACACAGGGAACAGCUAGCAUUCUGUAAUGUUUCUGAAGGGCUGUACACAUUUUGGAAUGGUUUGUAUGUAGCUGAGUAUAGGCUACAUUAGACAGGAGGCAAGAACUGAAAUGUGCUUCUGGCGUUUUGUCUGAUCAUUCAAUGUUGUGGAAAUUUUUUUCAAAGACUGCUGGACCAACCACCAACUUUGAAAUUUCCUCUUAAUUGACAAUGUGUCUUCACUAAGGAAAUCUGCAGCUGAUCAUUGUGGUAAUUUUAUCAUUAGGGAUUUCUUUUCCUUUAAUAGUAGGCUAUGUUUUGAUUAUUACUUGUGUAUAGUAUCUCUUUAGUAAUUAACUUUUAUCAUAAGACUAGCAGAACUAGGUUAGUAAGAAAAUGUUACAUCAAACAACUGUAGCUACUUUUCCUAGUAAUUUCUGCUGAACAUGAAAAGGAACUGAAAUGUUCAGCCCAUCUAAAUAAGGGAUUGGGUUUCUUUUCCCUGGAAUCCAUUCAGAGUGGUCUUAACCGACGAGAUAGGCUGGAUAUAAAUAAAUAAAUAAAUACUUGUGUAUUUCUGCACAGAAUUAAAAUCACCUCAGUGUGGUGUAGUGGGUACAGUGACGGGACUAGGACUUAGAAGGCCUAAGGUUCAAAUCCCACUCAGCCAUGGUUGCUCAGAGGAGAGGGAUGGAACUGGUAAAAUCAUUCAAAUAUCUCACUUAUUCUGAAAGCUCGAUUAGGGUCACUGUAAGCUGGUUCCAACUUGACUGCUUAUCAUACACACAGAAUUUUGUUUAGGCAGCGAGAAAUAAUCAGAAUACAAACUUAAAACACUACAUCUAUAGUCAGACACUGUUAUCACAAAAUUAGAUUAGGUGGAUGAUCUUGUAACUAAACAAUUUUUGUUGAUUUCAGUGCAUUUGGGUUCCAUUCUAUAUAAUAUACUGUUUUAUGUAGUAUCUUGUCAUAAUGAAUGUCCUUUAGCUUUGGAAUAAAACUAGUCAAACUUG
Molecule: messenger RNA, 1650 nt
Organism: Pogona vitticeps (central bearded dragon)
Lineage: Eukaryota; Metazoa; Chordata; Lepidosauria; Squamata; Agamidae
Source: RefSeq, a predicted model, not a curated record